ACGCGAGAUCGAUCGAUCCCCCCUCCCUCUCCGAUUUCUCCUUUCCGACGAUAAAAAAAAAAAAGCCCAAGUCUCGCCGCCGCCCCCCACAUGGCGCAAGGCACCGCGCCCUCCGCCGGCGGCGGCGCCGCCGUCCCCACCCCCUCCGCCGCCGCGGCGGUCUCCACCACCACCACGACCCCCCCGGGCACCCCCCGCGCCACCGCCGCCUCCCCCCAGGCCGGGUACUACGCCGUCGAGCUCUACUUCGACCCGGCGCUGGAGAACCAGGUGCUCAAGGCGUGGAACGCGCUGGCGCGGCGGCAGCUGAGCAGCCGCCUCAUCGACGCCGCCUCCCGCCCGCACCUCCCGCUGCUCCACCUCCCCGCCGCCUCGCUCCCGGACCCGCUCCGCCUCGCCCCCUCCCUCCGCGCGCUCGCCUCCCGCCUCGACCCGCUCCCGCUCGCGCUCUCCUCGCUGGCUUCCCCGCCGUCCUCGCCCGACGCCGGUGUCCUCUUCCUCGCCCCCACCCCGUCCGCCGCGCUGCUCGGCAUCCACGCCCAGCUCUGCGAGCUCCUCCGCAAGGACGCCGGGGUGGAGGUCCCCGACGUGUUCCGCCCCGACCACUGGGUCCCCCGGUGCGCCGUCGCCGUCGACGUGCCCCGCGGGCGCAUGGCCGAGGCCUUCUGCGUGCUCCGCGAGCUCAAGCUGCUGCCCGUCUCCGGGUACGGGAUGGAUAUCGCGUUGGUGGAGGUCGGCCCGGUGGUGAGGGAGCUCGUGUCCUACCCUCUCGGCGGCAGCGGCGGCGCUGGAGCCGACUGAGAGGUGUUGUUAAUCUGUACAAUUUGAAGAGCAUCCUGGGUGGACAAUCAUAUUUGACAAGGACAUGAUAAUUAUUUUCGUUGUCCUUUUUACCUGGUUCGGGGAACUAAACUGCAAAGAAGGCUAGAUCAUACUGUAUCCUAACACAUACAGUAUUUUUCUAAUUAUUUAUUUAAUCUUUUGGUUGAUAAUGUUCCCCCACAAUUGUAGAGACCUGACAAAUCAUUACCAAUUCAGGUUUGUUGUAAUGCAUUAUCGAUUGUUGUGUGCCUUGAAAAAAUACUACUCCUAGUCGUGCAAUCCUCAUUCUGGAGUCUCCAGAUUUGUUUGCAUUGUCGACGUGACUUAGCUGGGCAAGAAAGCCUUGGUAUCAUGGUAUGCCAGUUUGGCGGUACACUGCAUGCAAUGCUGAUACUGGAGCGAACCCAGUUGUGUACACAUGCUAAUUUAUAGUGAAAUGCAGCUGCUUUUUCUGGUAA
Messenger RNA from Oryza sativa Japonica Group (Japanese rice), 1280 nucleotides. RefSeq lists its product as uncharacterized. The record is from RefSeq and is a predicted model, not a curated record. NCBI's taxonomy places the organism in Eukaryota, Viridiplantae, Streptophyta, Magnoliopsida, Poales, Poaceae.